This is a messenger RNA of Aegilops tauschii subsp. strangulata, 1373 nucleotides long. The record is from RefSeq and is a predicted model, not a curated record. NCBI's taxonomy places the organism in Eukaryota, Viridiplantae, Streptophyta, Magnoliopsida, Poales, Poaceae.
UAAGCCCCCCUCCUAUUCGAAGCCGGGUGUGGCCUCGCCCUUUUGCUCUUCCUUCGGUUUGGCUCCACGAAGGCGCCGCCUAGACUAGGAGCCCCACUCAUAUUCAAAAGGCGCCCAGCUUUCAAGACGAUGAUAAUAAUUAGUCAACUUUUUCCAAUAUCAUGGAAUAGCAUGGCCCGGGGCUAUGGUAACUCCAGUGGGAGAGCCGUGUUAUGGGUGACCUUAUUGCAUGGUUCAGAGAGCACUUGUGUAUGUGAUGCAAGUGAACGUGUACGAAAAAGUUGUCGUAAAGUUUCGUUGUUCGUUCCGUCGUUGACCCUAUAUAUGUUUCUACGAUGGCCCAAGAUCACGCUCAUUCUUCAGCCGUAGAGAGACUUUUGAAUUGUGAGGUACCAUUACGAGCUCAAUAUAUAAGAGUGUUAUUCUAUGAAAUAACUCGAAUUUCAAAUCAUUCACUUGCUUCAACUACUCAUGCUAUGGACGUGGGAGCAUCAACUCCGUUCCUUUGGGCUUUUGAGGAGCGGGAGAAAUUGUUGGAAUUCUAUGAAAGAGUCCCGGGAGCCAGGAUGCAUGCCAGUUUCAUACGACCUGGUGGAGUGGCACAAGAUCUGCCUCUUGGCUUAUAUCGAGAUAUUGAUUCCUCCUCACAACAAUUUGCUUCUCGUAUCGACGAAUUAGAAGAGAUGUCAACCGGCAACCGUAUCUGGAAACAACGAUUAGUGGAUAUUGGUACUGUCACUGCACAGCAAGCAAAGGAUUGGGGAUUCAGUGGUGUAAUGUUAAGAGGUCUGAAUUGGUGGGCCUACCCAUCCCGACCUGGGGUAUGUUGGGAUUCGCGAAGAGCAGCACCUUACGAUGUUCAUGACCAAUCGGGUCUUGACGUACCAGUAGGUACCAGAGGAGAUCGCUAUGAUCGUUACUGUAUCCAUAUUGAAGAGAUGCGACAAAGUGUUCGGAUCAUUGUGCAAUGUCCUAAUCAAAUGCCUAGUGGCAUGAUCAAAGUCAAUGAUCGUAAGCUAUGUCCUCCAUCACGAUCUCGAAUGAAACUAUCCAUGGAAUCCUCAAUUCACCAUUUCGAACUUUAUAUAGAAGGUUUUUCCGUACUAGCUCCUUCUACCUAUACCGUAGUCGAAGCACCUAAAGGUGAAUUUGGUGUCUUUCUUGUCAGUAAUGGGAGUAAUCGUCCCUACCGUUGUAAAAUAAGAGCACCUGGCUUUGCCCAUUCACAAGGACUCGAUUCUAUGUCCAAACAUCACAUGCCAGCAGAUGUAGUCACCAUCAUAGGUACUCAAGAUAUUGUGUUUGGAGAGGUAGAUAGAUAGGACGUAGUCUUGCUCGAUCAGGACCCUAGCUUUAUUGCGAGCCAAAACUGC